CAACAACCUAACAACUGGAAAGAUUUAUCAGUAUGUUAUUAACAAGGAGAGAAGAGGAGACUACCUGGGGAAAACUGUGCAAGUUGUGCCUCACAUCACAGAUGCUAUUCAGGAAUGGGUUAUGCGGCAGGCUUUGAUUCCUGUAGAUGAAGAUGGUAUAGAGCCAGAAGUCUGUGUAAUUGAGCUAGGGGGAACAGUGGGAGAUAUUGAGAGCAUGCCAUUUGUGGAAGCUUUCCGCCAAUUCCAGUUUAAAGCUAAAAGAGAGAAUUUCUGCAAUAUCCAUGUCAGCCUUGUACCUCAGCCCAGUGCUACAGGAGAACAGAAAACAAAGCCCACUCAGAACAGUGUCAGGGAGCUUCGAGGAUUGGGUCUCUCUCCAGAUCUAGUUGUGUGCAGAUGUACUACACCUUUGGACACGUCUGUAAAGGAGAAGAUAUCCAUGUUUUGCCACGUGGAACCACAGCAAGUAAUCUGUGUACAUGAUGUGUCAUCUAUAUACAAAGUCCCCCUCUUGCUAGAGGAGCAGGGGGUGGUUGACUAUUUUCGCACGCGUUUGGAUCUUCCAAUUGGUCGUCAGCCCCGCAGGAUGCUUAUGAAGUGGAAAGAGAUGUCAGACAGAUAUGAUCGCAUGCUGGAAUCUUGUAGCAUUGCUCUUGUGGGAAAGUAUACCAAAUUUUCAGAUUCCUAUGCAUCAGUUAUCAAAGCAUUAGAGCAUUCUGCACUAGCAAUAAACCACCGUUUAGAGAUCAAGUAUAUAGACUCUGCUGAUUUGGAGCCAAACACCCUGCAGGAGGAGCCUGUGCGCUAUCAUGAAGCAUGGCAGAAGCUCUGUAGCGCAAAUGGUGUGCUGGUCCCUGGAGGAUUUGGUGUUCGCGGUACCGAGGGCAAGAUUCAAGCCAUAUCCUGGGCACGCAGACAGAAAAAGCCAUUCUUAGGGGUCUGUUUGGGGAUGCAGCUAGCAGUUGUUGAAUUUUCAAGAGAAGUCCUGGGCUGGAAAGAUGCCAACUCUACAGAGUUUAAUCCAAAAACAAGUCAUCCAGUGGUGAUUGACAUGCCUGAGCACAAUCCAGGUCAGAUGGGGGGCACCAUGAGAUUGGGGAAGAGAAGAACUAUAUUUCAUUCUCAGAAUUCAGUUUUACGGAAAUUAUAUGGUGGCCAUGAGUACGUAGAGGAGAGACAUCGGCACAGAUAUGAGGUAAACCCAGAGCUUAGACAAGACCUGGAGGCUCGGGGCCUGGCAUUUGUUGGACAGGACACAGAAGGAGAACGAAUGGAGAUAGUAGAGUUAGAAGAUCACCCAUAUUUUGUUGGCGUUCAGUAUCAUCCAGAGUUCACAUCCCGCCCAAUCAAACCUUCCCCUCCAUAUUUUGGCCUGCUGCUUGCCUCUGUGGGGAGGCUAGCCCAGUAUAUUGAGAGGGGAUGCCGCCUCUCCCCCAGGGAUACAUACAGUGACAGAAGCGAGAACAGUUCUCCUGACACAGAAAUUGCAGAGCUGAAAUUACCAGUCAUAAAUCAUGAAUGAUGCUAGGUGAAGUUGUCCACCAGCUGAAGAAAGUUGUACAGUU
Molecule: messenger RNA, 1565 nt
Organism: Nanorana parkeri
Lineage: Eukaryota; Metazoa; Chordata; Amphibia; Anura; Dicroglossidae
Product: CTP synthase 1-B
Exons: 17
Coding region: 122-1522 (466 amino acids)
Biological process (GO): CTP biosynthetic process; pyrimidine nucleobase biosynthetic process
Cellular component (GO): cytoophidium; cytoplasm
Molecular function (GO): identical protein binding; CTP synthase activity
Source: RefSeq, a predicted model, not a curated record